This is a messenger RNA of Betta splendens (Siamese fighting fish), 512 nucleotides long. It is a transcript of the gene efcab10, whose product is annotated as EF-hand calcium-binding domain-containing protein 10. NCBI's taxonomy places the organism in Eukaryota, Metazoa, Chordata, Actinopteri, Anabantiformes, Osphronemidae. Bases 58 to 456 code for a protein of 132 amino acids. The record is from RefSeq and is a predicted model, not a curated record. The transcript has 4 exons. Gene Ontology annotation, molecular function: calcium ion binding.
GCGACUCUAUCCUCGGCGUAUCCUAGCAACAGGUGUAAACAACGCGGGAGUGGGAAGAUGGCGACGCAGAGAGAGCAAGACGCAGUCGCGUAUUUAGAGAAACACGGAAUUGUCGCGCUGAUGGACAACAUGACCAGUUUGCUGCUCUUUUACAGACCCGAGAAUCCCAGAGAGUUUCUUAUUGAGAAGCUGGAAGAGCUGAAGAUUUCUAAGCAGGUUGGUGAAGGGCCACAUUUGUUCAACAACAGCAACUUGGAUGCUGUUGUGCGAAUCCUGGAUCCUGCUAAUCAAGGCCACAUCACUUUCACCCAGUACAAAGAAGCACUGAUGACACUAGGCAUAAAGAACAUCAAUGAAUGUCCUAAAGGCGCAAAUGAAGACAGAAUAUCUCACAAGACGUUCAAGACAGAGGCCAUGCAAGGUCUUCAGAGAUCCUCAGUGACAUACUGUACAUAAAACUCUGAUCUCAGGUUUUCCUUCUAUUAAAUGUCUUCCAUUGAAUUUUGACUUUA